AUGAUGCCCGAGGAGGACCGGGUGCCGGUGGGGGCCGGGUCGACGGCGCAAGGUAGCGAGGACAAGCCAAACGUCGUGAGGUUUCUAGACGUUCCGGGGUCGGAGCAGACCCGGGAGGAGAAGAUGACCAUCGUCUUCACUUGCACGGUGUGCGAGACGAGGACAGCCAAGACCUUCGCCAAGCUGUCCUACGAGAAGGGGGUCGUCUUGGCCCGAUGCCCCGGCUGCCACAACAUACACCUCAUCGCCGACCGAUUAGGGUGGUUCGAGGAGGCAGGAGACGGCGCCGAUGGGUGGGACAUCGAGAAGAUCACCAACCGCAUCGGAGAGAGCGACUGCCAUGUCGUGAACGAGGACAAUGUCAUGGAGCUCAACCUCGUCGAUAUCGCCGGCAAGACAACCCGGCGGAAAGACACGCCUCCAAAGGGAGGGGACGACAGAGAUUCAUCCCCGGAGUCGCCUAGCUCGGAGGGACAGAAGUGA
This is a messenger RNA of Ectocarpus siliculosus, 483 nucleotides long. The record is from the annotation of a GenBank genome assembly. NCBI's taxonomy places the organism in Eukaryota, Phaeophyceae, Ectocarpales, Ectocarpaceae.